CACACACUUUAACAUUCUUCUCUUAUAAUUUCUGAGUAGCAUCCAUCAAAACUGCUCAUAAACAUGGUUCUGCAUGGUAAAAUUGGGACUGAAAUAGAAAUCAAGGCACCAGCUAACAAGUUGUAUAACACCUUCAAGAGCGCCCACCUCAUCCCAAACAUUUCUACUGCCCAUAUCAAAGGAGUUGAUGUUCAUGAAGGAGACUGGGAAACACACGGCUCUGUUAAGAUUUGGAAAUAUGAACUAGGGGACCAUGUCGGGAUAUUCAAGGAACAGGUGGAGCUAGACGACGAGAACAAGGCCGCAACUCUGAUUGGAUUGGAAGGAGAAAUGUUCAAGUAUUAUAAGAGAUUCAAGGCUGUCUACCAAUUCACUCAAAAAGAUGAAGGCAAGGGUAUUGCAAACCUGUGGAUCGAAUACGAGAAACUGAACGAAGAUGUUGAAGCUCCAGAUAGAUACAUCGGUUUGAUGGUUAACCUUGUCCAGGAUCUUGAUGCUCACUUUCUCGGGGCAUAAAUGAAUUAAUUAAUGUAUAAAACCAUAUGGGCAGCAUAUGCAACGGUUGGAAAGAGCUUUUACUGGUCUUGUUAAACGUAGUUAUAUGUAAUCAUGCAUGCAUUUGUUCAUCAAUGCGUAAGUGCAUAAAUAAGAUGCUUUUCUUAAUUAUGUAUGUGUGUAUUGUGAGAAAUGUACAAAGGGAUGUCAUAUAUAUGGAAUAGCUAUGUGAUAGAUUAUGGUUAUGGAUCGCAUCUAUGAAAUAGAUAAGUCUUUGUUGAUUUCUCCCUGAA
Messenger RNA from Pyrus x bretschneideri (Chinese white pear), 788 nucleotides. RefSeq names its product MLP-like protein 328. Lineage: Eukaryota; Viridiplantae; Streptophyta; Magnoliopsida; Rosales; Rosaceae. Gene Ontology annotation, biological process: defense response. Bases 64 to 516 code for a protein of 150 amino acids. The transcript has 2 exons. The record is from RefSeq and is a predicted model, not a curated record.